AUGGUCCAACCUCAAGCAGGACCAUCGACAGCAUUAGAGCUAGAGGACUACCUGUGUCCACUGACAACGAUUCGAGAUACACUUCUUCGUUCUGAUUCUUCAACCGUUUCCAUACCUAAACUCAGAGCAUUGCUAUCGUGGCACAAGAAGAGAUUAACAACACCAUGGACGCCUUUCUCCAAUCCUUCCUCAAAUUCCAGAUCAACAAUAUCCAAAUCAUCUUUCACCCUCCCUCAUUCAUCGGUAACUGUACAGGUUGAUGAGCCCACACGUUCACUCGCAUUGAGAUUGUCAGACAGAUUGGGAAUAGACGAAAUAUCAAGCUUCAUGUUAGUGAAAUCAUACCAAACAUUCAGCUUAGAUGAGGUCGAUCUGGAUAAAGCAGAAGCAGAAGAAAAGGAUCACAUACUAGAAAGGAUAAUACUAUGGUAUUCUGAAGAAGUUGUAGCUACACCUCAAAUCGUUUUAGCUAUACUGAAGAUCUCAGACGAUGAAGGAGAACUAGGUCAAUUAGCAAAUGAUGUAAGAAUCGAGGUGAUCGAUGAUACGUCAAAAUAUAUUGAAGGUGCCUUUAGAGCGUUUAGUAAUCUGGCUCAAAGAGACCUGCAUGACGGUGAGCGGGGUGUUCAUGCGCUUUUCUGGGUUACACAUCAAUUACGAUUACAAGAACAACUAGUGACAUUGUUGUUCGUCCUUUUAUACCAAACACCCAAUCGUUCAGCAGAGAUCUCCGAAGGACUUACAAGAGGGACUGUCAUGUCAUCAUUUGGCACAUCACAAGCUAAUCGAGAAAUAUGGGAAAAUGACAUGGAAUGUCAAAAAAUCAGUAUACGCAUAAGAGAUUUGAUACUAUUGAUUUCGUUAGAAGCUUUGUGUCUAAGUCAAGUCGUAUCUCCAUCUGAACCAAUUGAAGAAAUAGACGGAACGCUUUUACAGAAUAAACAGAAAGUUUUAUCGGUACACGAAUUCUUAGCAGAUUAUUCAAGUGAUUUGGCUCCUCAUUAUCCUGAAUACGAACCUGGAGCAGUACCCCUUCCUAUUUGGCCAAUGUCGAUCAUCUGCUUAGCAUGGGCAAUCAUCAUUAGAUCGUUACCGAGUGAUAUAGCUCCUGCGGGUGGGGAUGGUGUGAUAACUUGGCAGGAUAUGGCUAUUAGGGCUCUUAGAUUACCAUCAGGUCUGUUCCCUUGGUUGGAGGUCAUACUAUCUGGACCACUAUUAGGCUCCACAAGAGAUAUACCGGGAGAUAUAGCUACAGGCUCGGGUCUGUUCCAGAGAAAAGUGCUCAAGGAUCUGCUGAUUGGCCUUUCUGAACUUGUACAACUGGAAAGUAUCGCCGAUAGACCGGGUUUAUAUCGAGCUUGGGAGCUUGUCUUUGGCGAAGGCUCAAAGUCCACAUCUUCCCUCCUCGCCGCUGAUUACUGGAUUGCGGAUUUCCCCUACGACGAGAGACGAUCAAUACUUGAUCGCAGUCAAUUUCCUUAUCAGCCGGCUCAUCUCCCUCGACUACUAUCUUCACUGGUAGGGUCAGGAUCAUCGGAAACAUCGUCAGACGUAUUCGGUACCGACCCAGCGGCGCAGGUACAACAUUACUUCUCCAAUCUGCCUACUAUAACUCACACUGUCGAAUCGUCAUGGUGCAAGUAUCUUGGCAAAGACGAUAUGGGGAAGGAAUCAGUCGAAGCGGUAAAAACUCUGAUAUUACCUGGAGGUGCGAGCAUACCUCGAGGGUCAAAAGGCUUCAUCAUAGCAACCAAAACUUUAACUCAAGUCAUGUGGACGAACCAAAUCAUCUCUGGAUGGUCAUUACUCCUUGAAAUCCUUCAAGCCGCCGCUGGACUGAAAUCUGCUGAUGAGCGAUCACCUGCAAAUGGUUCUCAUCCACCAGAUAGUAUCUAUCUAUCCGUGAGAGACCUCGACAUGCAGCUCGACACAUCCGAGAUACUGGCAGCCGGCAUUAAAUUCUUCCAUUCAGUCCUGCAAUCAUCAUCAUAUAUCAAAGCGACGAUACUCACUCAGCUCAAUCCCGACCAUCACCUUACAUCUGGUCAAUCUCUUCUACAUCUCGCUCUUACUGUCCUUCAACACAGCAAAACAACUGAGUUCACUUUAGAAUCGUCAGUCGUGUCUGAUGCGGUCAACAUUAUACAAUCUUUAAUCACCGCUCCGGAAAGCAACAUAUGGCCCGCUUUGAGGUCUUCCGGCUUCUUCGACGCCGGUGGUAAGAAACGAGGAAGUGUUGCUGGUCUGAUUCAAGCGGACUCUGUGAAAGGUGAACAUGUGCUUACAGCAUCAGUGUUGAGUUUGGUUUACACGCUUGUCAUCAAUGCCGACCAUAUACCAGAUUCGGAUAUAGUGAUUUUGCGAUCAGCAUUGCACCUGGUAUUCGCGGAUAUAUGGAACAACUUCUCUGCUUGGAGAUAUAAAGACGUGGCCAAGAAGUACGAAUUGUCUUCCCUUCUUGUCGGUAUAUUUGACACCGUCCUCAGUCAUCCUUUAUCGUCUGAUGGAAGUGGACCUACACCUGCCGCUCAGGUAUUGAUUGACCUAUUCAUCACGUCCACUUCACCCUUGACGUACCGCCCACUAGUAGAUGCUAUCACCCAAGCUAGCUAUUUGAUCCCUCGCCUGAUCGGAUCCAGACGACACGUAGAUGCGGAAAUGGUAGUACAAUGUCUGGACGAAACACUGUUGUUUAUGGGAACAUUGUUCCGCAUAUCCUCGAUGAUUGGUACUUCCGCUACUGCUUUACCAAAAUCACUUUUCGCUCUCCCAAUCGCAAUUCCUUCCGGUGAUAAGAUCCAGCUUGUCGAUGCGCUUUUCGAUAUCUCUCUUUCGCCUUCUGCUCAAACAAGCAAUGUUACCAACAUCCUAAAGACUCUUCGAGUAUAUCUUGAAACAAUCGGUCAAGACUCCCAUCGACCUUCCUUGGCGAGUAUGCUUCGCAGCCCCUCGAGAACAUGUGAAAGUCUCUCAGACCUUGCCACGAAGAUGAAUGAUUUAGAUGUUCGGGCAGCAGUAUGGGAUUUACUCUCAACGAUGGUCUCCACUCAACCUGGAUGCGUACAAGCGUGUAUUGGGUCGGUAAAUGCCGAUGGAAUGGAAGGGACGCUCAAAGUCGCCGUUGAUGAGAUCACAUCGUGGGAAGUAUCAUUCCGAGAAUCUCCUCAUACUCUUUCAGCUGUGCUCAACUAUCUUCAAUCAAUAAUGAGAGCUGCUGGAGCAGAUAAAGCCAUUACUCAUUUACGCAAAGAUUCCGAUUUUUGGCAAUCCAUAUUCGAUUUAUCAACAAGGAUUGUACCCGCCCCACCAUCUUUCUCGCUUUCGAUGCAUGCAGACGACUUCACCUCCAGAAUCCAACGAUACGCUUAUUCCGUCCAGGCAAAAGCAAAUGCUACCUCCCUUUUAGCAUCGGAAUUGGCUUAUGCCUUAGAUAAUGACGAUGAUGACCUACCUGAGACUAAAGCUAGAAUGUUGGUUUUAUCUUUAUUCAGGAACAAUUCGGCUCUUCAGGAAGCCAGUUUAAUGGCAAGUCAUAACAGUUGCGUCCCUGAAUUGCACGCAGAUCAAGGGAAAAGAAUCACAGCCAAUGGUGGUAAUCUAGUAAGACUGAAGACUAUCAAGCUGAACUCCGAAAGAGAAUAUGGAAGAGCAUAUUUAUACGAUGGUACUGUUGUCGUGCAAAGUUCAGCGACACAACAAUCAACAGUCAAUCUUGCCCUUGACCUAUUGAACCUCAAUUGGUCAAUGCUCGAUGCCGAUAUAUCCCUUACUCGAUCAUUCCGUCAAUUGGCAGAAGCAAUAUCUUCCUGGACCGAAGGCGAUAGCCUUGCCACCAAUGCGGCUCUCAAAGCUGGUGUAUCUAUCUCUGAAGUCAUUUCAGAGGAAUAUCGCGGAGGUGAUGUGAUGUUCGCUGUUCAAGUGGAGCGACUGUCUAUCUUGGCUGUCGUCCUGGAAACUGCUCUGGAUGUUCAAGAAGAGAAACAACCUAAUCCUGAAUUCGUACAACAACUUGCUUCUUCAAUGGUCGUUAUCGUAAAUAGCCAGUCAUUCCCACCGGUGGUAUCAUUGAGACAUCCCGACCUUCCAGCAAUUCAUCAACCUGUCCUUCGGAUAUUAUACCUAUUGCUUCAAGCCAUGUCAAACUCCGAAGCUACCACGUCAAACGUCACUUCUCGCGAAUCACUAGUCGAUGCAGGGACGAUAUUCGCCCUCGAAUCUGCUGAUGUAGUCUUCGACAUAAUCAACCGCGGAAUAAGAUCUACUUUCUCCGGAAAUCUCAGUAUGAUCAUCGAAGUCUUGUGUGAACUCAGCAAGUUGUCCUCAACGACAGGAAAUGCAGCAUGGUUGGACAAAGUUCAAGGCUUCAAUGUGAUUGGAAGGUCUCUAGAGGUUUUGAUUCGAGCAAGAAUAGUGAACGAUCAACUACCAAUACAUCUUUCAAGUGUCUUGUUGCUACAUCUAUCGCUAGCUGGGAAUCCAACAACAGCAGAAAAGUUGGCUGUAUUAGGUAUAUUACCUGGAUAUUCAGAUAACGCCAUUGUGGUCCAAGCUGAACACGGAAAAAUCAUUUCACCUAAUUCGUUUGGCAAUUCAACACAUGAUAUCUGGUGUGGAAUGCUGUUGGUCGUCAAGACUCUCUUAUCGACUUUACCCGAUACGUUUUCAUUCACCAAGACAGAUGUUAUCCCAUUCAUAAGAGUGGUAAAUCGACAAAUGUUGAAAUCAAUGUCAUGGGAUGGCGAAACUCCCUUAUCUCUACCUGCUUUAACGGAACUUGAAUUAGUGUUAGACGUCUUUUAUGGGAUUGUGAACGCUUUAGGUCCAGGCUGUUUAGCUGAUUAUCAAGGUCAAGCAAUCAAUCUACUGAAAUCAACUAGAUAUGCUCUAUCACAUCCUAGAUUAUUAUCAACGUUAUAUAUACCUUCUUCGGAAGAAGAAAAGUUUAAUUUGGACAAAGAAAUACAAACGUUAGAAGAAGAAGGUGAAAUCAAUUUGUUUGAUUACGACAAAACCCCGAUCUUAGCUGGUAGAUCAACCGCUUUAUUAAGGAUUAUAAGAACGAUCAUCUUGACUUUAGUAGGAUUGACUCGAUCAUGGCAAACUUUGAAAGAAGAUAACUUGGAUCCGAUCGAAAUUGAUAAAUAUAUCUUGAUUUCAGAUGAAGACGACUCAACUUCUUCUUCUGAUCCGAUCGGAAUUUUCAAUGAUAUAUACUUGAUCACCUCUACUAUCUCAGAUAGAUUGCCUGCCAAAUCGACAAACAACAACAACAACAGAGAAAUAGAGGAAAUCUCUUCACUCAGGAACCUUACAACUCAGUUACUAGAAUCGACAUCAUUAUUGUCUUUGACUCAAAUAUUACUUCGUCAGUCACUCUUACCUCCAGAUGAGAAACACGAUGAAUCCAUGGAAAUUGAUAUACCUUCGAACAAAUCAAGGAGGAUAUCAGGAGGAUCAGGCGGAAGUAGAGAAGGAAUGAUCUUAAGAGAAUUACAAAGUGAUUUUAAAUCAAUGAUGGGUAACGAAUCUGGUAUGAGAGGAGUAUUGAAACGAUGGGCGGAGAAAUCUUUUGGAGGGGAUAAUUGA
Kwoniella shivajii is the source of this 5586-nucleotide messenger RNA. RefSeq lists its product as uncharacterized. Lineage: Eukaryota; Fungi; Basidiomycota; Tremellomycetes; Tremellales; Cryptococcaceae. Bases 1 to 5586 code for a protein of 1861 amino acids. Gene Ontology annotation, molecular function: structural constituent of nuclear pore. Gene Ontology annotation, cellular component: nuclear pore inner ring. The record is from RefSeq and is a predicted model, not a curated record. The transcript has 6 exons. Gene Ontology annotation, biological process: RNA export from nucleus; protein import into nucleus.